Messenger RNA from Varroa destructor (honeybee mite), 1252 nucleotides. RefSeq lists its product as uncharacterized. NCBI's taxonomy places the organism in Eukaryota, Metazoa, Arthropoda, Arachnida, Mesostigmata, Varroidae. The record is from RefSeq and is a predicted model, not a curated record.
UGUUGAUACAAUUACCUAUCUUAUAUUGUCACGUACAGUUACUGCUAGUAAAGGAUACGGUUUCGCGAUCUUGUAUGGUUCCAAGCUUUGGUACUAUUCAACAACGAAUCUCCACUCCUUCUCAACUGUUUUGGUUUGUCGAAUGGAAACAACAAAGUGGAGCCGUUUUUGCUUGAAGUCCGACCGUUUGAUUGUGGUAACCCCCUGCAUUUUGACGGACGUCGAAUGGGCCUGCCUGGGUCAUCCCAGGUCAGGCUGGACGUAUGGCAAAGGGCAGAACUCCGAAGACUACAUGUCUACCUUGUCCACUCAAAGGCUGCAUUUUACUCACAGCCAAACGUCAUUACCGUUAAGGGAGAUCGUCAAAAACAGGGUGGCGGCAGCGGCGGCUGCAGCAGCAGCAGUAGGCCAGACCAAACACAUCAGGCCAGCACAAAAGUGGAUUCGUCUGCCAGUCUCCUUGACGGCUAUCUGCGUGAGGCGGACGCAGUUCGGGCCGAACUCGCCGCCUGGGCAGAAGUCGAGGGCAGAGGUCCGUCAAGAAUUAGCAAUACUUCACCAGGCGCCGCGGACUCAAACGGUAAUUCACAACAACAACAAUCUGAUCAACAUAGAGCAUUUGCACCGUUUGUGGAGACGGAUCAACCGUUGUCCUCGAUCAUAGAAUCGGAACAAGUUCUCGAAGCUUGCCUUGCCAUUGCAGAAAAAUACUUCAACCUGGGCUUCACAGCAGGGGUACGUUUCUGUCACGAAGCGAUGCAGAAGGAUUCGGAUGAAAAUGACCCUCUAAGUGAAUCGAGCAAUUCGGAGAUCGUGUCAGAUUUAUGGGAAGAGGAACAUUUUGACGAAGUAAGCAGUAGCACAUGUGGCAGUACUAGCGGACAUGCAUCAGACGAUGCUGAGGCUAUGGUCAGAACAGAAGAGAUUGAGACGCGAUCGUCAGGAGAGCGUCUCAAAUGCGAAACGUGGCCUCGAUUACAUGGUACUGCUGCAUGCGGUGGGGACAGUGCAAAUAAUAUUGAUGACGAGAAUCGCGUACUGCCGAAAACGACGGUUUGGCGUGGGGACAGCUCUCCUGCCUUGUUAAGAACCGAACAUAAACGGAGAAGUUUAUAACAUUGGUGCUCGAAGGAGGCUCUCGCAGAAGUAUAUACCUACGGACAUUUGUGUGCAUACUUUUUUUGAAUUCGGGAUGGAUUUCGGGGAUUAUUUGUGUUGAAAAUGUGGCCCACACAAAUAUAUAAUUGAUAGA